AUGGACACUUUGCCCGAGCCUGUGAUUGCACAAAUAUGUCUGUACUUGCCCCAGCAGGAUUUGGCCCACUUAGCCCUCACGAGCCGUUUUUUGCAACCGAUAGCUACUCAAGCCUUAUACCUGAAGGUGCUGGUGGUGUUGCACGCCACGCGACCCACAAAGUCGGUGAUUGCCGACAUUACGAGGAAAGUGUCUGGAGGUGAGAGUGGGUCUUUGGUGUUGUGCCUGGAAAAGGCUUCUGCUUUGUUGGAGACGCUUUCUUUAAAUGAGCAUUUGGCAGCGCUAGUGAAAAAUUUCCGCUUCGAGGACUGUGAGGGAAACAGUCAGCUGGAACUCUUGCAAAGGGCAUUUCUGGAGGUGUUGAAAGAUCAACAAAGAACUACCUCCUUAAAAUUUGGUCCCUUGCUCGACAUAGAUCAGACUGCCAGGAACACCAGCGAACUCGAGAGGGCUAUUGCUGCUUGUUGCACCAGCGUUGCUCUUGAUCCACAGGACUUUUCCACCGACAUCGUGAUUCCUGUCUCGCAUACUUUCAGAUAUUUGCAUAUUCAAGGCUUCGAUGCCUUGGAGACGCUUACUUGCACGGAGAAGAUCCAGGUUGAAACUUUCUCCAUCUCGCAUUUACAUGGCCAGGGGACAGCAUCCCGACUCGACUUUCUGUCUCUUGAGCGUUGCAUAGAUACGACUUCGCUUUCAAAAAUAAAGCUCAACAUUGACUGUCAUGAGCUCAGCUGUUCGUGCUACCAGCACUUCUUCCAAUCCUUUGCAGAACAUGUGGUCCACCACUGUGGUUUGGCAAAAUUGCGUACCGUGGAGGUUGAAGGGUUUGCUCAGGAGGACUGGCUAAGGCCCGUUGAGAUGCUCGAAAGAGUGCUUGAACCUUUGAGCAACUUCUUGAAGAGCCUUAAAGGGUUGAGCGACCUCAAGCUUGACUUUGCAACCCCGAGCCUCAAGAUCACAGGAGAGCCUGCCAUUUCUGAUGCCAACAAGAUCAACCGACGCCUCAUUGACGCUUUUUUUCUCUCCAUGUUUGAAACCCCGGACUUUGGCCUCAGGCUCCGGAGAUUGGAGCUCCCAGACUUUUUGUCAUCGUUCAUUUACUACAAGCCGAGCUUCCAAGGGUCCAUGUUGCACUCGUGCAUGUGCGAGGGGUGCACAGCGUUGCUCAGCAAGAUCAAAGAAGAGGUAGCUCCUGAGAUCGACACUGACGAGGUGGAGGAAGUCGACGAUAGCCAAGCCAUGUACCUUGUGUUGUACGGUAUUCUUCGCAAGUUGCAGCAUGAGGGGCUCAUUACUUUGUCACCUCGAUCUCCGUACAGCAUGUCUCUUCUUCGAACAGACAAGAGUGACUGGCUAGCAGAGCACUUCAGCUCGUGUACUAUAUCCGAGCAGGACUUGAAGACGUACAUAGUUCACCAGCUUAUCCCAAUGAAGGACUACUUUCUGGGAUCUUCGAGAAGUUGCACAGCUUGUGUUUGCAUGGAGUGA
Molecule: messenger RNA, 1488 nt
Organism: Candidozyma auris
Lineage: Eukaryota; Fungi; Ascomycota; Pichiomycetes; Serinales; Metschnikowiaceae
Exons: 1
Coding region: 1-1488 (495 amino acids)
Molecular function (GO): protein binding
Source: RefSeq, a predicted model, not a curated record